Messenger RNA from Rhizophagus irregularis DAOM 181602=DAOM 197198, 792 nucleotides. The record is from RefSeq and is a predicted model, not a curated record. NCBI's taxonomy places the organism in Eukaryota, Fungi, Glomeromycota, Glomeromycetes, Glomerales, Glomeraceae.
AUGGAUACUUCAUUAUCUGAAGAAUCGAUUCCAGAGGUGAUUGCAAAGCAAUCGGUAUUAACUAUUAAUAUAUUCAUUAUGGACCAAUGUGAUCAGAUGUCUUUAGAAAAUAAAGAAACAGAUGCUUUCUUGGAUGAAUCUCAAAAGGACCAGAGGCCUCAAAUUCUUGACUCGAUUACUCAGCCAUACAAUAGCACAUCAUCAAAAGCAUCAGCUAAUUCAAAUAGUGAGGAAGUACCUUCAAAAGAGAAAAUAGCUCAAUUAUGUGAUAAAGCUUUUGAUGCUGGAGAUAAAGCAAAUCAAGCUAAUCAGGAAAAAAUUUUAUGCUGUUUGCGCAAGAAAACUCAGAGAGCUAAGAAAAUCUAUAAAUUUAUCGAACAAGUGGGAUUAGAUAAAAUCAAGUAUAUUAAAUCUUAUAGUGCAACUUCUAUUUCAAAGCUUACUAAUGAACAAAUUCAAGAGGUUAUAGAUUAUGGAAUAUUUUCGGAAAAGUUACUUCUGGUAACAGAUCAUGUGACUGAAAUUUCUGAGACAUCAUGUUCCAGAAAAAAUUUGCCUAAGAAUACUCCAUCAAAAACUGAGGAGUUCCAGAAUAACCAGAUAAGUGCACUUAUUCCUUCAACUCAUAACUCUAAUUCUUCAAAUAAUUCCUCUGGGACCAGUCCAGUACAAAUGAUUUCACCAGCCACACCUCAAGCAAGUGUAUCACCCAUAUCAAUUCCUAGGACUAAUCCAACUUAUAACCGAUCCUAUUUUUGUAACAAAACAUUGGAUCAAUAUCCUAAUGUAUAG